UUUAAAAGGGGCCGUUAAUUGAACUAUUAUGCGAUGCCCCAUUUACACGGUGAUCGCCCCCUCGGCCGAAACGGUAGCGGGCGGAUAUAUCGCGCGGCAGAGAUUUACGGCUUCAAUAUACCGAGACCAGCAGUUCGACAUAUACUACAUCAUCACCUCAAGACCUCAGUCUCACCGGUACAACUCUUACACUUCAACAAUCCAACAAGAACGCCGAAACCGAACGUAUAAAACUCCAGUAUCAAAUAUCAGUCUAUAAACACCAAUGGCACAAAUGAAAGUGUUAAUCAGCGGUGCUGGCAUCACUGGAAAUGCCCUCGCCUACUGGCUCUCCAAGUUAGGCCACGAUGUGACCGUCAUUGAACGUUAUCCUGAACUUCGAACCACUGGCCUUCAAGUCGAUCUCCGAGGUCCUGGAGUCGAAGUCCUGAAGUUGAUGGGACUCGACCAAGCUUUUCGCGCCAAGGCCGUGCCAGAACAAGGAUUUGCCGUCGUCGAUAGCUCCAACAGACGACGAGCCUACUUCGGAGUGAACAAUUCAGGCAAGGGGGUGCAGAGCUUCACUACUGAAUAUGAGAUCAUGAGAGGUGACCUGUGUCGUAUUAUGUACGACGUGAUAAAAGACAAGGUCGCUUUCCUAUUUGGAAUCUCCAUUGACAGCUUCAAGCAAAAGAACGAUGGUGUUGAAGUUCAUUUCACCGAUGGCAACACAGAUCACUUUGACUUCUUGGUUGGUGCUGACGGCAUGGGCUCAAACACCCGCAAGCUCAUGUUGGGACCUGGUGUACAAGACGCAUUACGUCCAGUGAAGGGUGCAUACACGGCAUACUUUACGAUUCCUCGUCCAAUUCAGGAGGGAGAAGAGUACAACUCAACAUUCUACCUGGCGACUAAAAGGCGAGCCAUCAUGACGCGAAGGCAUAAUCCAGAGGAGAUCCAGAUAUACCUCCCUUGCAACACGACCUCUGAUCGGAUGAAGAAGGCCCACCGAGACGGCGUAGAAGAACAGAAGAAGGCUCUGGCGGAGAUUUUCACCGACGCCGGCUGGCAGUCGAAAGAUAUCAUUCGAGACAUGUUUGACUCGGAGAACUUCUACUGCGAGCGCCUGGGUCUUGUCAAACUCGAUUCUUGGUUCAACGGCAAUGUUGCCCUUUGUGGUGAUGCUGCAUACUGUCCUUCGCCACUCACCGGCAUGGGAACAACCUCCGGUCUUGUAGGAGCUUAUGUCCUCGCUGGAGAGAUUAGCCGUCAUUGCGGAAAGCCAAAGGAGGGAGGCAAGCCUACUGAUGGUCUUGACGUGGCGUUCAAGAGUUAUGAUGACAAGUUCAGGCCAUUUAUUGAUCAGGUAACGCACGGAGUGGGUGACGACACCAUCUUUUGGAACAAGAUGCCAUCGUCGCCGUUUGCUAUUGCGCUCGUCAACUUGCUUCUGGGUAUAGCUGCCUUCUUGAGGCUGAAUGUUGUUGGAGAGUGGAUUCUGAAGGAGAAUGUGAAGUGGACGCUUCCCAACUACGACGGACUGAUGAGAAGUUGAUUGAUCAAGUUGUUUUCUUAUGAGCCUAUGAUACUGGCUAUGUAGAUUGUACAGUGAAGGUCUUGACAAAGACAUCACUCUAGUAUCACGGGUGUGUCUAGCAUUUAAUAUCUCUAUUUUAAUUUAAUCUAUUCUUCUUAUACUAAUUGUUCAUAUAUACUUUUAC
Molecule: messenger RNA, 1700 nt
Organism: Trichoderma harzianum CBS 226.95
Lineage: Eukaryota; Fungi; Ascomycota; Sordariomycetes; Hypocreales; Hypocreaceae
Exons: 2
Coding region: 266-1534 (422 amino acids)
Molecular function (GO): FAD binding
Source: RefSeq, a predicted model, not a curated record